Messenger RNA from Rubroshorea leprosula, 1204 nucleotides. Lineage: Eukaryota; Viridiplantae; Streptophyta; Magnoliopsida; Malvales; Dipterocarpaceae. The record is from the annotation of a GenBank genome assembly.
UCGGCCCAUAUCUCCCUGUGUUCGCCCCCUCUCUCUCUCUCACUCAGUGCGCAGGGCAAAGCACAGAAGUGUUAGAGAACCCUAGAAUUCGCCAAGUGCUAGGAAGAAAAUGUCUGCGGUGGGCGGCGGUUCCGGUGCCGGACAAGAGGAGGACAAGAAGCCUGGCAGUGAUCAGGCUAACCACAUCAACCUCAAAGUCAAGGGCCAGGAUGGGAACGAAGUUUUCUUUAGGAUUAAGCGAAGCACGCAGCUGAGGAAGCUUAUGAUGGCAUACUGCGAUCGCCAGUCAGUCGACUUCAACGCCAUUGCCUUCCUGUUUGAUGGACGGAGGCUCCGCGGAGAGCAGACUCCGGAUGAGCUUGAGAUGGAGGAUGGAGAUGAGAUCGAUGCUAUGCUGCACCAGACUGGAGGUGGAUAUGGGAGUCCUUGAUGCAAAUUGGACUGCAAGACUAUGUUAUGGUAGUAUGAACUACAGAGGGUAAGGAGGAGAGACUUUUGGUGCUAGGUUUCUUUAUUUUGCUUAUAUUGGUGAAAAUGCCUGUAAAUUGGAUGGCUUUAGUGAGCCUUUUUCAAAACAAAAUUGUGGCUUUUUAGUAAUAACUAUGCUUAGAAAUUUCAUGUCGUUGACAUUGUCAUUGUCAUUGUCAUUGUCAUCCCCCCCCUCUGACAUUAAACUCUUCAUUAUGAAUGCCGUAUUGCACUUCUAUUCUGCUUGCCGACACCCUCACAUAAAUGAAUCAUGAGAUUUGAAAGGCCACUUGCUUGUAUUUAAAAUGAGUUCUACAAAUUGGGUACGCAACUGCAUUGUGGAUGUAAUAUUGAACUCCUCAACUGGCUUUCCUAAAUAUUUGGUUGACAUUCCAGGCAGAGAAGCAAUACUUAGAUGGAUGCCCCCAAGGGGGUGAAAAAAAAAAAGCAUUAAUUGGAUUGUAAUCUGGGCCUAUGAUUCAGAAUAACUGGGUUGCAUGACUGUUGAUAUUCACCUAAAGUGUGCAGAAAUUCUUUAAAAGCUCCUGUAGUUGUUGCAUACCCUAAAGUCCCUCUGCUCAUCAAUAGUAUCGACGGGGAAAAGGGAUGGGGACUGGCUGUACUAGGAGUGAUAGAAGUGUGUACUCCUACCUUCGAUAAGUCUCAGGCUGGAAAUUGGAGCUUUUUGUAGUUCUUCCAGCUGCAAUAGUUCAGAAUAUAAAUAGUAGAAGAUUUA